Molecule: messenger RNA, 1056 nt
Organism: Penaeus indicus
Lineage: Eukaryota; Metazoa; Arthropoda; Malacostraca; Decapoda; Penaeidae
Exons: 2
Coding region: 1-1056 (351 amino acids)
Source: RefSeq, a predicted model, not a curated record
AUGGAGGAGCUAGACGCUCCACCCUCCGUAGAUGAACUGUGCAAGGCCAUCGACUCCCUAGCCUGCGGCAAAGCUCCCGGUAAAGAUGGCAUCCCACCUGAAGUCAUCAAGGUGGGAAAGAAGACUGCUCUCCUUCAACAUCUGCACCAGCUGCUGCAGCAAAGCUGGGAAGAAGGAACAGUGCCCCAAGAGAUGCACGACGCCAACAUCGCCGCUUUAUUCAAGAACAAGGGCGACCGCAGCGACUGUAAUAAUUCCUGUGGAAUAUCCCUCUUAAGCACUGUUGGGAAGGCCUUCGCCCGUGUAGUCCUCAACAGACUGCAGUUGCUCGCAGAGUGUAUAUACCCCGAAGCUCAGUGUCGGUUUAGAGCGGGAAGAUCAACCAUCGACAUGAUCUUCUCCCUACGACAGCUCCAGGAGAAAUGCUGCAAACAGAGGCGACUGCUGUACAUUGCAUUUAUUGACCUGACCAAGGCCUUCGACCUCGUCAGCAGGAACGGCCUUUUCACUCUGCUACAGAAGAUUGGAUGUCCUCCCAAGCUCUUGAGGAUGAUCAUGUCUUUCCAUGAAGACAUGCAGGGCACCGUACAGUCCUAUGGCUCCUCCUCGGGCCCAUUCCCAAUCAAGAGCGGGGUGAAACGGUCAGAGGACUUUACGUACCUCGGCUCCACCAUCUCCAGCAACCUCUCCCUCGACGCCGAACUCAACAAGCGCAUCGACAAGGCGGCAACUGCCAAGGCUCGCCUGUCAAAGAAGGUCUGGGACAACAAGAAGCUGACCACCAAAACCAAGAUGAUGGUGUACCAGGCCUGCGUGCUGAGCACACUGCUCUACGGCAGCGGGCCUUGGACCCUCUACUCCCACCAAGAACGCAGGCUCAACACCUUCUACCUGCGCAACCUCAGGAGGAUCCUGGGAAUCACCUGGCAGGACCACGUCUCAAACAAGAACUUCCUUGAUCAGGCAGGCAUCCCAAGCUUGUUCGCCCUGCUCACAUCGACCCAGCAAGCUGAGAGUCAGUGGCUGAAGACCGCAGCGGCUGGAGAAGUGCUGUGA